AUGGCGGAAACCAAAAAAGCUAAAAAUUAUCACUUUCAUCCUGAGUGGGAAGAGGAUUACUUUUUUGUUUUUUCGAAUUCAAAGCCAGUGUGUUUGAUCUGUAAUGCUACCGUGGCCAUUCCAAAGAAGGGAAAUUUGGAGCGACAUUUCAUGACCGUUCACAAGAGCUAUGCUAAAGACUUCCCGGCGAAAUCAGCUGUACGAACUGAAAAGGUAAACAACCUGAGGAGACAGCUAGCCGCAAAGCAGGCAGUGUUUACGCGACCUGUUAAUAAGAGUAAAACUGCCACGAUAGCGUCUUACCGUGUGAGUCGUGUUCUGGCAAAGCACAAGAAAUGUUUUAAAGACGGCGAAGUUUUCAAAGAAGCCUUUGUGGAGGCCGCGGAUGCACUUUUCGCUGACUUCAAGAACAAGAAGGAGAUCAUGUCGGCUAUUCAAGAAACCCAGCUAUCCAGGAACACCAUUACAAGGCGGUGCGAGACCAUGUCAGAGGACAUUGAACGACAGCUUAGAAAUGACAUUGAGAGCUGUCUUUGUUUUUCGCUGCAAUUUGACGAAUCAACUGAUGCUGUGGAUGUGGCGCAGUUAUGUGUUUUCAUUCGGAUGGUUUUUCAUAACAUGACGGCAAAAGAAGAGAUUCUGACAAUUUUGCCUUUGAAAGGGCACACAAGAGGGUCGGAUGUUUUUGACACGUUUAUGGAGUUUGUCAGUAAGUCGCAUUUACCCCUCUUCAAACUUACGUCAAUCACAACUGAUGGGGCUCCAUCUAUGGUUGGGCAUACUGCUGGGUUCGUUGCUUUGUGCAAGCAGUCGGAAUCUUUCCCUGAUUUUUUGAACUAUCACUGUAUCAUUCACCAACAAGGGCUGUGCGGGAAGAUUUUGAACAUGAAGGACGUCAUGGACGUAGCUAUAAAAAUCGCGUGCUCUUUUCGGGCCAGGAGUUUACAGAGGCGCUUAUUCCGUGCCCAGCUCGAGGAGGCAGGUGCAGACCACACCGAUCUGCUGCUGCACACCGACGUCAGGUGGUUGAGCCGAGGCAAAUUCCUCGAAAGAUUUUUGGAACUUUUGCCCGAAAUUAAAGAGUUCCUGAAGCACACAACUACCCAUGCUGCUGCUUAUACUCAGCUGGAGGACGGUCAGUGGCUCGCUGAUUUGGCUUUUCUCACAGAUGUCACCAAUAAGAUCAAUGACUUGAAUCUCGAGCUGCAGGGGAAAGGAAAGCACAUCGCCAACAUGAUCAGUUCAGUGAACACCUUUAAAACGAAGUUGCGCCUGCUGUUACGCAGGUUGCAACAGUGUGAUGUCAGGAACUUUCCGCACUUGGAGGCUGAACUCCGCCGUCAGGGCAAAGACAGUGUGGAACUUGCUCGUUAUGAGCAACAGAUCCAAAACAUUCUUUUGGAGUUUGAGCGCCGGUUUACUGACUUUGCGUCCAUUGAGCCUGUUGCUCAGUUUCUUAGCCACACUCUUCAGCCUGGACUCCAGUGCUGUCGAGAAUGA
This is a messenger RNA of Neoarius graeffei (lesser salmon catfish), 1500 nucleotides long. RefSeq names its product general transcription factor II-I repeat domain-containing protein 2-like. The record is from RefSeq and is a predicted model, not a curated record. The coding region runs from base 1 to 1500 and encodes 499 amino acids. Lineage: Eukaryota; Metazoa; Chordata; Actinopteri; Siluriformes; Ariidae. The transcript has 2 exons.